Molecule: messenger RNA, 4767 nt
Organism: Suhomyces tanzawaensis NRRL Y-17324
Lineage: Eukaryota; Fungi; Ascomycota; Pichiomycetes; Serinales; Debaryomycetaceae
Gene: POL1
Product: DNA-directed DNA polymerase alpha catalytic subunit
Exons: 1
Coding region: 440-4726 (1428 amino acids)
Biological process (GO): leading strand elongation; lagging strand elongation; mitotic DNA replication initiation
Cellular component (GO): alpha DNA polymerase:primase complex
Molecular function (GO): pyrimidine nucleotide binding; DNA replication origin binding; single-stranded DNA binding
Source: RefSeq, a predicted model, not a curated record
ACGAAGAUAACCAGCUAAUGGAGACGCGACGUGUACUUUUGAACUACUGUAAUAUCCCAUGUACCAGCUUGAUAGUUCUCUAUAGCAGGAAUACUCCACUAUAGUUGAAGAUUUCUCGGACUCUACACCUGGCAAUAAUUUCUCUCUACUAUUAUUAAUUACUCACUACUAUUGGAUACAAAUAUUCUCCACCAUGGACUAUUACUCCACCAAAUUAUCACUCUAACCAAUCGGUGAAAAUCCACUAGCCAGCCUUGCAGCCUCCAUCUCCCUCCUUAACACCCUUAACAUCCUUACCUCCCUAAAUCCCAUCUCCCCUUACUUCUAUUACCCCCAUUAUCUCCCUCGCUUCCUCCCCAGUACUACAUAUAACCUCAUCCCACCCACGCGCACCAGACGCGUCCAUAACUCUUCUUCUCCUCCACUCUUUAUCCACACCAUGCUGUCCAGAUCCCUCAAAAGAGACAAGCUCAAUCAGCUCGUCCAGGCCAGAAAGGCUGGCUCCAGCAGGAUCUUGGCUGACGAUCACGACCUCGAAGACCACGGCAAAAUCUACGAUGAGGUCGACGACGACACCUAUAGACAGACCAAACGCGACCAGCUCAUGAACGACGACUUCAUUGUGGACGACGAUGGAGAGGGAUACGUCGACAAUGGAGUGGACGAGUGGGACGACUCCACUCGUCCCAACUACUACUCAGACGAAGAAGAUACUGCCAUUGGCAGCAAACGCGCUCGCAAACACAAGCCAAUCAAGGCGGCUAAGACAGCCCAAAUCAAUAACUUCUUCAAGCCAGCAGCAGGCCAGGUCACCACCAAAAAGCUUGAGACUAACAUCGACGACAUCAUUGACACUUACGACGACUCGGCACCCGUCAAAAGGCCCAGAAACGACCGCACCAACGUGUUUGCUGCCAAAAGUGCCCCCAAGAAGAGGUCCAAAAAAUCGGUUUUCAGCUUCUCCACCACCGUCAAGAGGGAAAAGUCUUCUCUGGUGGUGCUGGACUCCGCCAACGACACCGCAGACACCUCGAUGACCAUCCACGACCAACCGUCGUCGCCCAUCAAGACGUUGGAGCCGGAAGAGCCCAGCGAGAAGGAAAACAUCGACCCUGUGCAAGAGCCCAGCAAGGACUUUGACGAGUCGGACUCCGACGACGAGGUCGUCACCAGAAGACCACGAGCAGCUGGCUCUGCCAGAAACAACCUCGCGAGCAUCUCGGCGGUCAGGGCGUCCGAGCUUCCCUCGUCCUCUCCCUUGAAGUCAGGCUACAAAUCCCACACCCUGACCAUCCACACGGAAAAGUUGGACCCUUCCACGUUUGUGGGAGGCGAGGACGACUCCGACUCGUUCAAAAUGUUCUGGUUGGACUACUGCGAGGUCGACAGCAGCUUGCUUUUGUUUGGAAAGGUAUUGACCAAGGAAGGCACUCUCGUGUCAGGUGUGGUCCAGGUCAAUGGCAUUGCGCGUGAAUUGUACAUACUCCCAAGACCAUACCGUGUAAUUGACGGUGAGGAAGACAGCGACGAUCCCAUAGGGCCUAUGGAUGUGCAUGAGGAGUUGAUGCCUUUGCUUAUGGACAAGUUUGACUUGGACCAAAUCAAGGCCAAGCCAGAGAAAAUGAAAUAUGCAUUUGAAUUACCAAACAUCCCCAAAGAAACUGAAUAUUUGAAGGUGUUGUUACCGUUCAAAACCCCUAAGAAUCGGACCUUGACAUUGCCUUCCACUUUGCAGGGCCAGACCUUCUCCCACGUUUUUGGAGGAAACUCCAAGAUUUUCGAAGAAUUCGUGUUGCAAAGAAACAUCAUGGGCCCUUGUUGGUUGCAGAUAUCCAAGGGAAACUUCGGUGCUAUCCAGAAUACUUCCCACUGUCAAGUUGAAGUUGCCAUCGACUCGCCAGCAUUGCUCAAGCCUAUCACUCACAACAGUCCACCUCCCCCUAAUUUAACAGUGCUGUCUCUCUCGGUCCAAACAAUCAUGGAUGCGAAAAAAUCGAAACAAGAGGUUGUGGCAGUCUCAAUUGCUACUUACUACGAUCUUCCUCAAGACUCCCCCAUCGAUGAAAAACUUCAGCCCAGCGAAUUAAUUACCUUCAUGAGACCAGUGGGCUCAGUUUCGCAUCCACCUGGUUUGGAAGCAUUAGCACAAAAGCAGGGAUUUAACUUGAAGACUUGCCCUACAGAAAAGGUGUUGCUUAAUGCGGUUUCUGCUAUUAUCAAGCGUUCUGAUCCAGAUGUGUUUAUCGGUCAUAAGUUGGAAGAUAUCUCUUUGGAUGUGUUGGUCCUGAGAAUGUACGACUUGAAGGUGGACACCUGGUCCACGUUCGGUCGUCGUAACAGAAAGGUUUGGCCUCAAUCGUUUGCCCACAAUCUUGCUGGUAGUAACAAGGCCUUCCAGAUUAGGGAGAUUUUCCAAGGUAGACUCUUAUGUGAUAUUGCGAACGAGCUAGGUCAAUCAUUGACUACAAAGUGUCUCACCUGGGAGUUGCCAGAAAUGUACCAAGUUGUGUGUGGCAAGGACAUGAAGCCAAUGGAAAUCAACUAUUUGACUCCCAACUUCAAGGAAAAUAUCAGUAUGAUUUUGAUGGGCUUGACCGAGAAUUCGAAGAACGUUCAAAUCACUGCUGAAAUCGCUUUCAAUUUGCAGAUCUUGUCAUUAUCCAAACAGUUGACUAACAUUGCUGGUAAUGCUUGGUCUCACACUUUGGGAGGUACUAGAGCUGGUAGAAACGAGUAUAUUUUGUUGCAUGAAUUCAAGAGAAACAAGUAUAUUGUGCCUGAUAAGGAAACGCAAGCCAAAAGGCGUCAGGCCAAGGAUGAAGAAGGAGCACCAAAAAGAUCUAAAUACCAAGGUGGUUUGGUCUUCGAGCCCGAAAAGGGUUUGCACAAGAACUACGUUUUGGUUAUGGAUUUCAACUCGUUGUAUCCAAGUAUUAUUCAAGAAUACAAUAUUUGUUUCACCACUGUGGAUAGAGACGAUUACAAUAAGAACCCAAGUGACGAAACUGAAAGAAUCACUUCUAUUCCUGAAAAGGAUGCUGCUGCCGGUGUUUUGCCCAGAUUAUUGAACACUUUAGUUACUCGUCGUCGUGAGGUCAAGAAGCUCUUGAAAGACCCCAAAAACACCCCAUUCCAGAAGGCUCAAUAUGAUAUCAAGCAGCAGGCUUUGAAAUUGACUGCCAACUCUAUGUAUGGUUGUCUUGGUUAUGAGUAUUCCCGUUUCUUCGCCCGUCCCUUAGCCUCCUUGGUCACCAAUAAGGGUAGAGAAAUCUUGAUGGAUACCAGACAAUUGGCUGAAUCCAUUGGUUUGAAAGUGUUGUACGGAGACACCGAUUCCGUCAUGAUUGACACUGGUGCUGAUAAUUACGAAGAUGCCAUAAAGGUCGGUGAAUCUUUCAAGGUACUGGUCAAUGAAAGAUACAAGUUAUUAGAAAUCGAUAUUGAUAACGUAUUCAAGAGGUUGUUGUUACAUGCUAAGAAGAAGUACGCUGCAUUGAAUGUGAUGAUCAACAGGGCCACCAAACAAGAAGAAACAGCUCUUGAAAUCAAGGGUCUCGAUAUGAGACGUCGUGAGUACUGUCAGCUCUCCAAGGACAUUUCAAUGUUCAUUUUGAACAAGUUAUUGUCUGAUUUGGACCCCGAUCAGGUCAUGAACGAGAUUUGUGAUUACCUUGAGCAGACUUCAAAACAGAUCAAGAAUAACGAGAUCAAAAUCGACAAGUUCAGAAUCAGCAAUAGGCUUUCCAAAGACCCCAAGGACUACGCCCAAGGAGCCAAUAUGCCCUCGGUACAAGUAGCGUUAAGAUUGAGAGCAGCAGGUACAGUGGUGAAGCUGGGUAACGUUAUGUCGUUCGUGAUCACUGCUACUACUGGCAAGGAUGACAACCUGUCCCCAGCUUCCAGAGCUAGACCUAUGCAAGAGAUAAUGAAGAACCUUGCGUCAAUGCAUCCAGACCCUGACUUCUAUUUGGAGAAGCAAAUCAUGGGUCCUGUCACCAGAUUGGUAGAAAGCGUGGAGGGUGCAGAUAUCUCUAGAAUUGCAUUGGCUUUGGGUUUGGAUACUCGGAAGUUCAGCUCUCGAGGUGACGCUUCUUCUGCUGUCAUUCCCUUGGAAUCCAAUAUUUCGGACGCCGAUAGGUUCUUGAACUCGAGCUACUUGGUGUUGGAGUGUACCUGUGGAAACAGAUUCAGAUUCGGAGGAAUCACUGCCUCCAGCAGCUACAAGGUGACCUCACACGGGAUCGAGUGCUCCAAGUGCCAAACAGUCUUUUCAGGCAUCAAGGUGGCUGCCCAAUUGGAAAGAGCCAUUCGUACCCAUAUCUCGUUGUAUUACGCUGGGUGGCUCGUUUGUGAUGAUGCUGCGUGUGGAAUCACUACCAGACAGAUCUCUGUCUAUGGAAAACGGUGUAUUGGAGCCUCAGGCACUGCCCACGGCUGCAAGGGUGUGAUGAACUUCAAGUACACCGACAAGGCCCUCUACAACCAAUUGUUGUACUUCGAUUCCAUUUUCGAUGUGGAGAAGGCAAAGCAGAUGAAGUUGCGCCCCAUUUACAACAGCUACGACCAGGACAAGGUGCCGGAGCAGUUAUCUUCGGCAUCAAUCCACGCCUUGGCGGAACACAACAGACACUUGCUUGAAACGUGCGAGGGAGUGGUACAGAAGUAUUUGGUGGACUGUGGCAGACGUUACGUCAACAUGGGCACGAUUUUUGGGUUUAUGGGCUGAAUGAAUGCACAAGGUAUAUAAUGUAUAAUAUAGAACAAACG